Molecule: messenger RNA, 1774 nt
Organism: Ochotona curzoniae (black-lipped pika)
Lineage: Eukaryota; Metazoa; Chordata; Mammalia; Lagomorpha; Ochotonidae
Gene: UCP2
Product: uncoupling protein 2
Exons: 7
Coding region: 556-1485 (309 amino acids)
Biological process (GO): response to cold; mitochondrial transport; mitochondrial transmembrane transport
Cellular component (GO): mitochondrial membrane
Molecular function (GO): oxidative phosphorylation uncoupler activity
Source: RefSeq, a predicted model, not a curated record
UGUGGCCCCUAGCAGCUAGAGUGGAGUCAGACCCUGCCCUGUUAGAGCUCCCAGUGCCACUUGCCAUAGUGAAAAACCUCUUGAUUGCUUUGUUUUGCCCCAGCCACCUGGGUCUGGAAGCCCCAGAGAGGAAGUAGCUGGGGAAACUGUUUCUUGGUCUCUGGGUUACCCUCCUACCCUGACAGGUCCUUCCUCCUGAGCCCCAGCAACAGCAGCAGCCAAUCAGGCUGAGACUCUGAAGCAGCUGCUCCUAUGAGCUCGGGGAAGGAGAAGCAGGUGGCCUGCCCUCUCUCCACUCCACCCAAGUGGGUGCUGGGCUCACUUCCUCCCCACAGUAGUGGGAGGAGGACAGGGUGUGUUUUCAAGUCUUGAGAACAAAAUGGAGCUUUGGGUUUCCUGUACUGAAACUAAAGUGUCCUGACCUGCCCCUCUGUCUCCCUGCUUCCACCUGUGAAGAUUCCGGCAGAGUUCGUCUAUCUCGUCUUGCUGUGGAUUGAAGGCGCCGCUUCUCCAAUUUCUUCUCCGUCUCCUGGGAGGUAGCAGGAAAGUAGCGCCAUGGUUGGGUUCAAGGCUACGGAUGUGCCCCCUACUGCCACCGUGAAGUUCCUGGGGGCUGGCACAGCCGCCUGCAUCGCAGAUCUCAUCACCUUCCCCUUGGACACUGCUAAAGUCCGGCUGCAGAUUCAAGGAGAGAGUCUGGGGUCAGCACAGGCCGCAGCCAGUGCCCAGUACCGUGGUGUGCUGGGCACCAUCCUGACCAUGGUGCGCACUGAGGGCCCACGCAGCCUCUACAAUGGGCUGGUGGCUGGCCUGCAGCGCCAGAUGAGCUUCGCCUCCGUUCGCAUCGGUCUUUACGACUCUGUGAAGCAGUUCUACACCAAGGGCUCUGAGCAUGCCAGCCUCGGAAGCCGCCUCCUGGCAGGCAGCACCACAGGUGCCCUCGCUGUGGCUGUGGCCCAGCCCACAGACGUGGUGAAGGUCCGCUUCCAGGCUCAGGCACGGGCCGGAGGAGGCCGAAGAUACCAAAGCACUGUGGAUGCCUAUAGAACCAUCGCCCGAGAGGAAGGACUCCGGGGGCUCUGGAAAGGCACCUCUCCCAAUGUGGCCCGGAAUGCCAUUGUCAACUGUGCUGAGCUGGUCACCUAUGAUCUCAUCAAGGACUCCCUACUGAAGGCCAACAUCAUGUCGGAUGACCUCCCGUGCCACUUCACGUCUGCUUUCGGAGCGGGCUUCUGUACUACUGUCAUUGCCUCCCCUGUCGACGUGGUCAAGACAAGAUACAUGAACUCUGCCCAAGGCCAGUACAGCAGCGCCGGCCACUGUGCCCUCGCCAUGCUCCAGAAGGAGGGGCCCCAAGCCUUCUACAAAGGGUUCAUGCCCUCCUUUCUCCGCCUCGGUUCCUGGAACGUGGUGAUGUUCGUCACCUAUGAGCAGCUAAAACGGGCCCUCACAGCUGCCUGCACUUCGCGGGAAGCCCCCUUCUGAGCCUGCCUACUGGUGCCCUCGCCGCCGUUGGCCUUACCUGCUCCCCGCCUUUCCCUUCCCUCUUCCCACCUGCAUUCUCCUGCAUUCUCAUCCCACCCCACCCAGUCUCCCCAGUUAUGUCUCUGGGCUAGUGUUGUUGAUCCCAUGUGACAGUGGGAGAAGCCUAGCACCAGCCAGGAUACUAGGCCCUCAGUUCCUAGGAAAGCUCAGCUGGAAUCUUGGCCUCAGCCCCUCACCCUUCCCAGCUAGCCUGUCACUCAUAAAGCAAGCACAACCUUGGUGUCUCUUC